CUGGGGGAGGAGGGGCGCCAAGGUGCAGCCUGCGCGCGGCUCAGCGCCUCGGCGGGGCUGCGUGCGUGUGUCCCUGUCCGCGCUGCUGAAACGGGCUCUUCGAGGGAUCGGCGUCACAUGACUCCGCCUGCCCCUCGCCAGCGCGCAAGUCGCCAGUCCCUCAGUGUGCCCGGCGCCGGGGGAGGGUCGGGAGGCAUCUCCCGGGCACCGGGGCUCUGCGGAGCGCAGGAGAGGUUCCCGCGGGGACCGGCACAUCUGGACUCAAGAAGCCGAGGCUCAGCGCCAGAUCCUGGAGUGUAGAUAUCUGGGGGGGGGAGAGAGCGAGAGGGAGCGAGCGAGCGCCAGAGAGAGGCAGCGCGCAGCGCGCACGGACGGGGAGCUGCCGGGUGCCGCGCGGAGAAGAUGUAAGCGCGUGGGGUCUCGCUGGCCUCCGAGCACCAUGCAGAAGGGGAUCCGGCUGAACGAUGGCCACGUUGCUUCCCUGGGACUGCUGGCGCGCAAGGACGGCACGCGCAAAGGCUACCUGAGCAAGCGGAGUUCGGACAACACAAAAUGGCAAACCAAGUGGUUCGCGCUGCUGCAGAACCUGCUCUUCUACUUCGAGAGCGACUCGAGCUCGCGGCCCUCGGGGCUGUACCUGCUGGAGGGCUGCGUCUGCGACCGCGCACCCUCCCCCAAGCCCGCGCUGUCGGCCAAGGAGCCGCUGGAGAAACAGCAUUACUUCACCGUGAACUUCAGCCAUGAGAACCAGAAAGCCUUGGAGCUGAGGACAGAGGACGCAAAAGAUUGUGAUGAGUGGGUAGCAGCCAUCGCGCAUGCCAGCUACAGAACCCUGGCCACGGAGCAUGAGGCACUAAUGCAGAAGUACCUGCACCUUCUGCAGAUCGUGGAGACAGAGAAGACUGUGGCCAAGCAGCUCCGGCAGCAGAUUGAGGAUGGAGAGAUUGAGAUUGAGCGGCUGAAGGCAGAGAUAGCGUCCCUGCUCAAGGACAAUGAGCGCAUCCAGUCCACCCAGACUGUCACCCCCAACGACGAGGACAGCGACAUCAAGAAAAUUAAGAAGGUGCAGAGCUUCCUGCGGGGCUGGCUGUGCCGGCGGAAGUGGAAGACCAUCAUCCAGGACUACAUCCGCUCGCCCCACGCCGACAGCAUGCGCAAGAGGAACCAGGUGGUGUUCAGCAUGCUGGAGGCCGAGGCUGAGUACGUGCAGCAGCUGCACAUCCUGGUCAAUAACUUCCUGCGCCCGCUGCGCAUGGCCGCCAGCUCCAAGAAGCCUCCCAUCACGCACGACGACGUCAGCAGCAUCUUCCUGAACAGCGAAACCAUCAUGUUUUUACAUCAGAUCUUCUACCAAGGCCUGAAGGCCCGCAUCUCCAGCUGGCCCACGUUGGUCCUGGCCGACCUGUUCGACAUCCUGCUGCCCAUGCUCAACAUCUACCAGGAGUUCGUCCGCAACCACCAGUACAGCCUGCAGAUCCUGGCCCACUGCAAGCAGAACCGUGACUUUGACAAGCUACUCAAGCACUAUGAGGCCAAGCCCGACUGUGAGGAGCGGACGCUGGAGACCUUCCUCACCUACCCCAUGUUCCAGAUCCCCAGGUACAUCCUGACCCUGCAUGAGCUUCUGGCCCACACGCCCCAUGAGCACGUCGAACGCAACAGCCUGGACUAUGCCAAGUCCAAGCUGGAGGAGCUGUCCAGGAUAAUGCAUGACGAAGUGAGUGAGACGGAAAACAUCCGCAAGAACCUGGCCAUUGAGCGCAUGAUCAUCGAGGGCUGUGAGAUCCUGUUGGACACCAGCCAGACCUUCGUGAGACAAGGUUCCCUCAUCCAGGUGCCCAUGUCUGAGAAGGGCAAGAUCACCAGGGGGCGCCUGGGCUCUCUGUCCCUAAAGAAAGAAGGUGAGCGGCAGUGCUUCCUGUUUUCUAAGCAUCUGAUCAUCUGUACUCGAGGCUCUGGAGGGAAGCUUCACCUAACCAAGACAAAUGGGGUCAUAUCCCUCAUUGACUGCACCUUGUUAGAGGAACCAGAAAGCACAGAGGAGGAAGCCAAAGGAUCCGGCCAAGACAUCGACCACUUGGAUUUUAAGAUUGGAGUGGAGCCGAAGGAUUCCCCGCCCUUCACUGUCAUCCUGGUGGCGUCGUCCAGACAGGAGAAGGCAGCGUGGACAAGUGACAUCAGCCAGUGUGUGGACAACAUUCGGUGCAAUGGACUCAUGAUGAACGCCUUUGAAGAAAACUCCAAGGUCACUGUGCCGCAGAUGAUCAAGUCCGACGCCUCCUUAUACUGUGACGACGUUGACAUUCGCUUCAGCAAGACCAUGAACUCCUGCAAAGUGCUGCAGAUCCGCUAUGCCAGCGUGGAGCGGCUGCUGGAGCGGCUGACAGACCUGCGCUUCCUGAGCAUUGACUUCCUCAACACCUUCCUGCACUCCUACCGCGUCUUCACCACUGCCGUCGUGGUCCUGGACAAGCUCAUCACCAUCUACAAGAAGCCCAUCAGCGCCAUCCCUGCCAGGUCGCUGGAGCUCCUGUUCGCCAGCGGCCAGAACAACAAGCUUCUAUACGGUGAUCCCCCCAAGUCCCCACGCGCCACCCGCAAGUUCUCCUCGCCGCCACCCCUGUCCAUCACCAAGACGUCGUCACCCAGCCGUCGGCGGAAGCUGUCUCUCAACAUCCCCAUCAUCACAGGGGGCAAGGCCCUGGACCUGGCCGCACUCAGCUGCAACUCCAAUGGCUACACCAGCAUGUACUCAGCCAUGUCGCCCUUCAGCAAGGCCACGCUGGACACCAGCAAGCUCUACGUGUCCAGCAGCUUUGCCAGCAAGAUUCCAGAUGAGGGCGAUACAACCCCUGAGAAGCCUGAAGACUCCCUGGCGCUCUGCAAGCAGAACUCCGAAGUCUCUGUCAGAGAAGAGUCAGAUGUUGAUCAAAACCAGAGUGAUGACGGGGAUGCUGAAACAUCACCAACGAAAUCUCCAACAACACCAAAAUCAGUCAAAAGCAAAAACUCUUCAGAGUUCCCGCUCUUUUCCUACAACAAUGGCGUCGUCAUGACCUCCUGUCGAGAGCUGGACAAUAACCGCAGUGCCUUGUCGGCCGCCUCCGCCUUUGCCAUAGCAACCGCAGGAGCCAACGAGGGUACCCCAAACAAGGAGAAGUACCGGAGGAUGUCCUUGGCCAGCGCUGGGUUUCCCCCUGACCAGAGGAAUGGAGACAAGGAGUUUGUGAUCCGCAGAGCAGCCACCAACCGCGUCCUAAACGUGCUCCGCCAUUGGGUCUCCAAGCACUCUCAGGACUUUGAGACCAAUGACGAGCUCAAGUGCAAGGUGAUCAGCUUCCUGGAGGAGGUCAUGCAUGACCCGGAGCUCCUGACCCAGGAGCGGAAGGCUGCAGCCAACAUCAUCAGGACUCUGACCCAGGACGACCCAGGUGACAACCAGAUCACAUUGGAGGAGAUCACGCAGAUGGCUGAAGGCGUGAAGGCUGAGCCCUUUGAGAAUCACUCCGCCCUGGAGAUUGCUGAACAGCUCACCCUGCUCGACCACCUUGUCUUCAGGAAGAUUCCUUAUGAGGAGUUCUUUGGACAAGGCUGGAUGAAGCUGGAAAAGAAUGAAAGGACCCCUUACAUCAUGAAGACUACCAAGCAUUUCAAUGAUAUCAGUAACUUGAUUGCUUCAGAAAUCAUCCGCAAUGAGGACAUCAACGCAAGGGUGAGCGCCAUCGAGAAGUGGGUGGCUGUGGCCGACAUAUGCCGCUGCCUACACAACUACAACGCUGUACUGGAGAUCACCUCGUCCAUGAACCGGAGCGCAAUCUUCCGGCUUAAAAAGACGUGGCUCAAAGUCUCUAAGCAGACGAAAGCUUUGAUUGAUAAGCUCCAAAAACUUGUAUCCUCCGAGGGCAGAUUUAAGAAUCUCAGAGAAGCUCUGAAAAAUUGUGACCCUCCUUGUGUCCCUUACCUGGGGAUGUACCUCACCGACCUGGCCUUCAUCGAGGAGGGGACGCCCAAUUACACAGAGGACGGCCUGGUCAACUUCUCCAAGAUGAGGAUGAUAUCCCAUAUUAUCCGAGAGAUUCGUCAGUUUCAACAAACUGCCUACAAAAUCGAGCACCAAUCAAAGGUAACCCAGUAUCUCCUGGACCAAUCUUUCGUAAUGGAUGAAGAAAGCCUCUACGAGUCUUCUCUCCGAAUAGAACCAAAACUCCCCACUUGAAGCCGUGCCCAGCCCGGCCCCCCCGCUCCCGUGGACACGUGCUAUGUGAUAUUGUACAUAUGCGUUUGGUUUCACUGGAUCCUCCUCUUCAGUAUGUGCUUCUCCAAGAAUACCAAUCCGUUCUUGUUCUUA
This is a messenger RNA of Carlito syrichta (Philippine tarsier), 4348 nucleotides long. It is a transcript of the gene RASGRF1, whose product is annotated as Ras protein specific guanine nucleotide releasing factor 1. Gene Ontology annotation, biological process: positive regulation of GTPase activity; Ras protein signal transduction. NCBI's taxonomy places the organism in Eukaryota, Metazoa, Chordata, Mammalia, Primates, Tarsiidae. The coding region runs from base 440 to 4216 and encodes 1258 amino acids. Gene Ontology annotation, cellular component: plasma membrane. The record is from RefSeq and is a predicted model, not a curated record. Gene Ontology annotation, molecular function: guanyl-nucleotide exchange factor activity; protein binding. The transcript has 28 exons.